Penicillium oxalicum is the source of this 3189-nucleotide messenger RNA. RefSeq lists its product as uncharacterized. Gene Ontology annotation, cellular component: cytoplasm; Golgi stack; ER to Golgi transport vesicle membrane. NCBI's taxonomy places the organism in Eukaryota, Fungi, Ascomycota, Eurotiomycetes, Eurotiales, Aspergillaceae. The record is from RefSeq and is a predicted model, not a curated record. Gene Ontology annotation, biological process: vesicle fusion with Golgi apparatus; transcytosis; endoplasmic reticulum to Golgi vesicle-mediated transport. The transcript has 4 exons. Bases 1 to 3189 code for a protein of 1062 amino acids.
AUGUUCCGAAUCCUUGAAUCGCAAGCUCCGGCCAAACAAACGGCAACGGAAACAAUCGAUGUUUUGAGUAGUAGGUUGCAAAGUGCAACCUUGUUGGAGGAUCGGCGCGCCGCUAUACAAGGACUGAGAAGCUUUGCGAAGCUAUUUCCAGCUUCAGUAGCUUCCGGAGGGCUACGACCUCUCAUCGGGUGUUUGCACAAUGAUCGCGAGGAUGUGGACACCACAAAAGUGGUCCUUGAGACCCUACUGAUGUUGUUUACCCCCGACGAGUCAAGUGUCAGUAAAUCUAACCACGAUGGACCUCCAACACGAAUUACUGACCAGCCCAUACAGCCCGAAGCAUCAGAUGAGAUUGCUUUAUGGUUGGCAGACGAAUUCACCCAGCGACAAGACAACAUCACAAUCUUAUUGGAUCUUCUGGAAACUCGAGACUUCUACUCGCGUCUGUAUUCCCUUCAAUUGAUGUCCCAGAUUUGUAGCGCCCGACCAGAACGAACACAAGAGUGCAUUUUAACUGCGCCUUUGGGGAUUUCGAGACUUGUGAAUGUGUUGGCAGACACAAGAGAGCCUGUGAGAAAUGAGGCCCUGAUUCUCAUGAUUGCUCUUACGCCAUCCUCGGAAGAGCUCCAGAAACUGAUUGCCUUCGAGAACGCCUUCGAAAUCUUAUUUUCACUUAUUGAAGCGGAGGGCGCAUUGACAAAUGGGACCGAGGUGGUUGAGGACUGCCUCACUUUGCUUGCCCACCUCCUCAAGUUCAAUGUGUCUAAUCAAUCAUUUUUCCGUGAAACUGGUUGCGUGAAAAAGGUCACCAAGUUGCUCCAUGAGUGCCAGCUGGAACCUCCCCAAGUCGAAGAUUCUUUAUCGCAAUGGAGCGCCCUGCGCAAGGACAAGAAUGUCUGGGGAUUGCUUGCAAUCAUUCAAUUAUUCUUGACUCGCGGUGGGAUCGGCACACCUGCGAACCAGACAACAUACUGGCAAAAUGGGGUGACGGAGCAGGUUCUCAGCAUCGCAUUUGGCCAAAAAUUCAGUGUCAAUGUCACAGCGAAAGCUCUGGCAACAUGUGCCGAUCUAAUUCGUGGAAACUCACCAUUGCAAGAGAGGUUUGGGGAUAUUGAAGUCUUGUGGGGUUCACGAGUGCCGAGCGACCAGGGUGUCAAUGGGCAAGCAAAUGAGCCAGAACGAAUUAAUGUCAUUGAAGCCUUCCUAAAGCUCAGCCUUCAGCCUUCUCCAAACAGCAUGCUUGAUGCAAGGCUCGCAGCAUGCGAAUGUAUGAAGGCGUUCUUCGCCAACCAUCCAGGUAUUCGCAUGCAUGUGCUCAAGAGAGCGAUUGAAGGUCAUAUCAGUGGACAUGACAGGAUUCCCAAUAUCCUUUCAGUGUUGCUUACUGCUCCGGAAGCCAGGGGCAACGCUGACCCCUAUCAAGUCUGGAUGGCAUCUGUACUCUUAUUCCACCUGAUUUUCGACAGCGCCGAAGCUAAGGCGGUUACUAUGGAAGUUACAGAAGGCGAUGCUGAGAAUGGAGAGGAAGUUGUUACUAGCGUCCAAUCCAUUGUGAGCAACUUGAUCACCGGUUUGCAGCGUGGUGAUGAUGAAAGAAUUACCGUUGGCUAUCUCAUGCUGCUCUGUGGCUGGCUUUUUGAAGACCCAGACGUCGUUAAUGAUCUCCUGGUUGAAGGAAGCAGCAUCCAGGCACUCCUGCAAGAAAUCAAGCACCCGCGGACACCAAGUAGACUGAUUCCCGGUCUUUGCACAGUGUUGCUCGGUAUCGUCUACGAAUUUUCUACGAAGGAUUCUCCGAUUCCUCGGGUGACAUUGCACAAAUUACUCAUCGAUCAGCUUGGCCGAGAGCAAUACAUUGACAAAAUCACCAAGUUGCGAGAAUGCCCCUUGGUUCGUGACUUUGAAGUUCUGCCACAGACUGCUGCCGGUCAAUUGGAUGGGCUACCAGAAGUGUUCUUUGACCGUUCCUUCAUUGAAUUUCUGAAGGAUAAUUUCAGUCGUUUGAUUCGCGCGAUCGAUCGUGAGCCUGGUUUUGAAGUUUCUGUUGUUGCGAAUGGGGUUGAAAAGGGUGUGUCGAGGGAACUAGUGGACUCUUUACGUGCUGAGUUGGAGGACCGCACUCAGAGUAUCCAAAAGCUGGAGUCGGACCUUCUGACUCUGCGACAAAAGCUUGAUCAAGAAGAACAGGAUCAUAGAAAAACAAAAGAAUCAGGGGUUCUCGAACUAUCUCGAGCACAACAGACACUCCAGUCGGCCGAAUUUUCCCACAAGCAAAAGUUGCUUCAGCUGGAAGAACAACAUAAACAAUCGAAGAACGAGCUUCUCAAACAGCAUGGGGAACAACUUCGAGCCAUCGACAACCAGUUGAAACAGGCCUCGAGCGAGUAUGAGCGAAAGAGCACAAAAAUGCAGGAACAUCACAAGCAGGAGAUUGCUGGUUUGCAAAAGACUAUCCGAGACCUGGAACUUGCACUUUCAAACGCUCGGGAGCAGCACACACUUGACCUCACUUCUUUGCAAAAGCGCGCCCAGGAGCUGGAAGGCAUUAUAAGCCAGUCAAAAGAGUUGAAUGCUGGUCAAGUUGCGGAUCUCGAGAACAAAGUUCGAGGCGCGGAAUCCGCACUUGCGUCGGCAAAGCAUGAGCACGAGUCCGAAACCACUCGCCUCAGGCAGUCUCUUGCACAGGCCGAAUCCGAUCUUGAGAAUGCGAAGGCGAAGUCUUCUGAAGAACUUUUGAAGGCCAAGCAGGAUUCGUUGUCAACGAUCUCAGCGCUGGAAGCUCGUAUCACAGCUGCGGAGCAGGCAGCACAGGAGGCUCAGUCAAAAGCCACAGAAGAGUCGACCAAUAGCAUCGAAGCAGCCAACAAAGCCUCCUUGUCCAAGCUUUCUGCCCUGGAGGCCCGCGCUGUGGAAGCUGAAAGGAAAGCAAAAGAAGCCGAAUCACAAGCUAAAAAGACGGAGAAUGCCCUCAAAAAGAUUCAAGCUCAACUUGAGAAGGUCCAAGAGGAGGCGAAAGAAAAGGAAGAAGCUCGACAGGCGACGCAAACUGAACUGGACGACUUACUGAUUGUGUUUGGAGAUCUAGAAGCGAAGAGGGCAGAAGAUAAGAAACGACUUAAGGAUCUUGGUCAAGAAGUCUCAGAAGGGGAAGACGAAGAUGACGAAGAUGAAGAGGAUGACGAAGAAUAG